This is a messenger RNA of Triticum dicoccoides, 1551 nucleotides long. Its product is annotated as putative FBD-associated F-box protein At5g53635. The transcript is spliced from 3 exons. Gene Ontology annotation, molecular function: protein binding. The record is from RefSeq and is a predicted model, not a curated record. Bases 1 to 1551 code for a protein of 516 amino acids. Lineage: Eukaryota; Viridiplantae; Streptophyta; Magnoliopsida; Poales; Poaceae.
AUGGCCGACCUGAGACCGUUCACCAACGUUGAUCCUGCGACGGCGGCCGCAUUGCGGCGCAAUGGCUGUGACCCGCACGAGGUGGACCAAUUCGUGGAGCACGUGCUAGCGUACAUCUACACCCUCGUCCCUCGCCCGCCGUUCACCCACAGCGGCCGGCUCACGGCCCUCGCCGCCUCCACUGACGGCGUCGACCGCAUCAGCAGCCUCCCCGACGAGCUCCUGCGCAACAUCGUCGCUCGCCUCCCCGUCAAGGACGCCGCGUGCACCGCCGUGCUCUCCACCUGCUGGCGCACGCUCUGGCGCUCCACGCCCCUCGUCCUCAGCGACGCCCACCUCCUCCCCGACGGCCACGUCUGGCCUCCUACGCGCGCCAACUCGCCGGCCGUCACCGCGGCCAUGUCCCGCAUCCUCGAAGCGCACCCGGGGCCCUUCCACUGCGUCAAUCUCGUCUGCAGCCACAUGAAUGGCUACCUUGCCCGGCUCGCGCGCUGGAUCCAGCUCCUCGCCGCCAAGGGCGUCCAAGAUCUCGUCCUCGUCAACCGACCGUGGCCGCAAGACGUGCCCCUCCCCGCCACUCUCUUCAGCGUCAGCACCCUCACCAGCCUCUACAUCGGCUUCUGGAAAUUGCCGAGCAUGGACGUCCUGCGCGGUGCCUCCUUUCCCCACCUUGUCGAGCUCGGCAUAUGCAGCGUUGAAAUGGAGCACGGCGCCGUCGAGUCCCUCGUCGCCAGGAGCCCUGUCCUGGAGAUCCUCAACAUCGAGGGAUGCCGAAGGGAGCUGCGUCUACGCCUCGUCAGCCAGAGCCUACGCUGCGUGCAAAUCUGCAGCUCGGUUGUGGAGAACAUCACCAUGGUAAAGGCUCCAUGCCUCGAGCGGCUUAUCCUCUCUGACAGAGUUGGUCGUGGUGCCUUCAGAGUCAGGAUUGUCAAUGCCCCCAAGCUGCACACGUUUGGAUUCUUAGAGCCAGGACAGGUCCUAGAGGUUGGGAAAACGGCCAUCAUGCUCGGGAUAGAGGCAAGCACAAGUACCAUGCUCACAACCGUGAAAAUUCUGAGCUUGAAUGUGCGUUUCGGGGUUCGCAGUGACGUCGAGAUGGUGCCCACCUUCCUCAGAUGUUUUCCCAACGUUGAGAGACUGCACAUUAUGAGCAAAAGAUGCGAUCAACCCAUUGGUAACCACCUCACCCGCAAGUUCUGGGAGGAGUCUGGUCCCAUCGAAAAUGUCGUCUCGCGCAUCCACACGAUGUGCCUCCGCGAGUUCAGAGGGGACACUAGUGAGGUUGGCUUCCUGGAGUUCUUCUUCGGUAGCGCGCGCUCGCUGCGGUCCGCGUUCAUUUUGAUGGCCAAUCCACUUUUCACGCCGUACUCGACCAAGGAGGCGGACGCCAAGGUGAGACACAGCUGCAGAAACAUGGUAUCUGAGUCCAGCUACCAGUUUGUGGUUGUGAACCAAGGACAACCAGGGGGUGCUCCCUGGAACUUCAAAACCGGGGCGGAUUUCUCUUUCCCUGACCCAUUUUCGUUCGCCACGGGGGUCUUCCAAGCUUAG